Molecule: messenger RNA, 6454 nt
Organism: Camarhynchus parvulus
Lineage: Eukaryota; Metazoa; Chordata; Aves; Passeriformes; Thraupidae
Gene: ATP2B4
Product: ATPase plasma membrane Ca2+ transporting 4
Exons: 23
Coding region: 446-4156 (1236 amino acids)
Biological process (GO): regulation of cytosolic calcium ion concentration; calcium ion transmembrane transport
Cellular component (GO): intracellular membrane-bounded organelle; membrane
Molecular function (GO): ATP binding; P-type calcium transporter activity; ATP hydrolysis activity
Source: RefSeq, a predicted model, not a curated record
CUCCCUCGCCGGCCCGGCCCCGCACGGCCCCGCACGGCACGGGGGUUGCCAUGACAAGCGUUUUCUCCCGUUAGCUCCGGGACCGCUCCCCCUCCAUCCCAUGGCCAGUCGCGGGGGCUCCGCCGCCAGCCGGGCGCCGUGGGACCGGAGCCGCUCCAGUUGCUGUGGUAUCCAGGGAGCCCCUCCUCCUCCUCCUCCUCCUCCUCCUCCUCCUCCUCCCGCUGCAGGAGCUGCACGCCGGGCGUUGCUAAGGUCGCCUCCGCGGUAACAUGCACAUCCUGUUUACACCUUCAUCCCGACAAGUUGGGCUCGGAUAGAGCCACCCGUUCCCCCCGGGAAGCCCCCAGGGAAGGGGCCACACGGAGCAUCCCCCCCCGGAGCCGCCGGAGCCGCGAGCGAGGCCGCGCCAGGAGCGCCGUGCCGGUGGCACCGGCACCGUGACAAGAUGACGAACAACGUGGCCGACCACCACCCCGGGAACUCGGUGGCCGAGGGCAACCAUGAGGGGGACUUUGGGUGCUCCUUGGUGGAGCUCAGGAACCUCAUGGAGCUGAGGAGCGCCGAGGCCGUGGCCCGGAUCAACGACUCCUAUGGCGGCGUCCAGAACGUCUGCAAGAGGUUGAAGACGUCGCCGGUUGAAGGCCUGUCUGGGAACCCCACGGACCUGGAGAAGCGGCGUCAGGUCUUUGGCCAGAACUUCAUCCCCCCCAAGAAGGCCAAGACGUUCCUGCAGCUGGUGUGGGAGGCGCUGCAGGACGUGACGCUGAUCAUCCUGGAGAUCGCAGCCAUCAUCUCCCUGGGGCUGUCCUUCUACCACCCCCCGGGAGGGGACAACGAGCUGUGCGGGCAGUCCACGGGCGGCGUGGAGGACGAGGGCGAGUCGCAGGCGGGCUGGAUCGAGGGCGCUGCCAUCCUGUUCUCCGUCAUCAUCGUGGUGCUGGUGACGGCCUUCAACGACUGGAGCAAGGAGAAGCAGUUCCGGGGCCUCCAGAGCCGCAUCGAGCAGGAGCAGAAGUUCACGGUGAUCCGCAAGGGCCAGGUGAUCCAGAUCCCCGUGGCCGAGAUCGUGGUGGGGGACAUCGCCCAGAUCAAGUACGGUGAUCUGCUGCCAGCGGAUGGGAUCCUGAUCCAGGGCAAUGACCUGAAGAUAGAUGAGAGCUCGCUGACCGGGGAGUCAGACCAGGUGAAGAAAUCCAUGGAUAAAGACCCCAUGCUGCUGUCAGGUACCCACGUGAUGGAGGGCUCGGGCAGGAUGGUGGUGACUGCCGUGGGCAUCAACUCCCAGACUGGGAUCAUCUUCACCCUCUUGGGAGCAGGAGGAGAGGGUGACGAGGAGAAGAAAGUGAAGAAAGGUAAAAAAAGCGGAGCCCCCGAAAACCGCAACAAAGCUAAAACUCAGGAUGGUGUGGCCUUAGAGAUCCAGCCCCUGAAGAGCCAGGAGGGGGUGGAAAACGAGGAGAAGGAGAAGAAGAAGGUGAAGGUGCCCAAGAAGGAGAAGUCGGUGCUGCAGGGGAAGCUCACGCGCCUGGCGGUGCAGAUCGGGAAGGCAGGGCUGAUCAUGUCGGCCAUCACCGUCAUCAUCUUGGUGCUCUACUUCGUCAUCGACACCUUCGGGGUGCAGAAGCGGCCCUGGCUGGCCGAGUGCACCCCCAUCUACAUCCAGUACUUCGUCAAGUUCUUCAUCAUCGGCGUCACCGUGCUGGUGGUGGCCGUGCCCGAGGGGCUCCCGCUGGCCGUCACCAUCUCGCUGGCCUACUCUGUCAAGAAAAUGAUGAAGGACAACAACCUGGUGAGGCACCUGGACGCCUGCGAGACCAUGGGCAACGCCACGGCCAUCUGCUCGGACAAGACGGGCACGCUGACCAUGAACCGCAUGACCGUGGUGCAGGCCUACGUGGGGGACACCCACUACCGCCAGAUCCCCGACCCCGAGGCCAUCCUGCCCAAAACCCUGGACCUCAUCGUCCACGGCGUGGCCAUCAACUCUGCCUACACCUCCAAAAUCCUGCCACCAGAGAAGGAAGGGGGGCUGCCCCGCCAGGUGGGCAACAAGACCGAGUGUGCCCUGCUGGGCUUCGUGCUGGACCUGAAGCAGGACUACCAGGCUGUGCGCAACGAGGUGCCCGAGGAGAAGCUCUACAAGGUCUACACCUUCAACUCCGUGCGCAAGUCCAUGAGCACCGUGCUGAGGAACAGCGGCGGCGGCUUCCGCAUGUACAGCAAGGGCGCCUCCGAGAUCAUCCUGCGCAAGUGCACCAAGAUCCUGGACAAGAACGGCGAGCCGCGGGUGUUCAAGGUGAAGGAUAGGGACGAGAUGGUGAAGAAGGUGAUCGAGCCCAUGGCCUGCCACGGGCUCAGGACCAUCUGCCUGGCAUUCCGGGACUUCCCUGCGGAUGCAGAGCCCGACUGGGACAGCGAGAACGAGAUCCUGUCUGACCUGACGUGCAUUGCCGUGGUGGGGAUCGAGGAUCCCGUACGGCCCGAGGUGCCAGAUGCCAUCCUGAAAUGCCAGCGUGCAGGCAUCACCGUCCGCAUGGUGACAGGGGACAACAUCAACACUGCCCGUGCCAUCGCCACCAAGUGUGGCAUCCUGCUGCCCGGGGAGGACUUCCUGUGCCUCGAGGGGAAGGAGUUCAACCGCCUGAUCCGCAACGAGAAGGGAGAGGUGGAGCAGGAGCAGCUGGACAAGAUCUGGCCCAAGCUGCGGGUGCUGGCACGCUCCUCGCCCACGGACAAGCACACCCUGGUGAAAGGAAUCAUCGACAGCACCGUGGGUGACCAGAGGCAGGUGGUGGCUGUGACAGGGGACGGGACCAACGAUGGCCCAGCCCUGAAGAAAGCAGAUGUUGGGUUUGCCAUGGGCAUCGCGGGCACGGACGUGGCCAAGGAGGCCUCGGACAUCAUCCUGACCGACGACAACUUCACCAGCAUCGUCAAGGCCGUCAUGUGGGGCCGCAACGUCUACGACAGCAUCUCCAAGUUCCUGCAGUUCCAGCUCACCGUCAACGUGGUGGCCGUCAUCGUGGCCUUCACCGGUGCCUGCAUCACCCAGGACUCUCCCCUGAAGGCCGUGCAGAUGCUGUGGGUGAACCUGAUCAUGGACACGUUCGCCUCGCUGGCGCUGGCCACGGAGCCGCCGUCGGAGUCGCUGCUGCUGCGCAAACCCUACGGGCGCAACAAGCCGCUCAUCUCCCGCACCAUGAUGAAAAACAUCCUGGGCCACGCCGUCUACCAGCUCACCAUCAUCUUCACCCUGCUCUUCGCAGGGGAGAAGUUUUUCGACAUUGACAGCGGCCGGAAUGCGCCCCUGCACUCUCCCCCUACCGAGCACUACACCAUCGUCUUCAACACCUUUGUGAUGAUGCAGCUCUUCAACGAGAUCAAUGCACGCAAGAUCCACGGCGAGAGGAACGUCUUCGAGGGCAUCUACCGCAACCCCAUCUUCUGCUCUGUGGUGCUGGGCACCUUCUUCGCCCAGAUCAUCAUCGUGGAGUUUGGUGGGAAGCCCUUCAGCUGCUCUGGGCUCACCCUGACCCAGUGGUUCUGGUGCAUUUUCAUCGGAGUGGGAGAGCUCCUGUGGGGCCAGGUGAUCUGCACCGUGCCAACGAGCCACCUGAAGUUCCUGAAGGAGGCUGGGCAUGGCAUCACCAAGGAGGAGAUCCCCGAGGAGGAGCUGCCCGAGGACGUGGACGAGAUCGACCACGCGGAGAUGGAGCUGCGGCGGGGGCAGAUCCUGUGGUUCCGGGGCCUCAACAGGAUCCAGACCCAGAUGGACGUAGUUUACACAUUCCAGACCGGCGCCUCCUCUUUGCAGGGAGCCCUCAGGAGACAGCCUUCCAUCGUGAGCCAGCACCACGAUAUCAAAGUGGUGAAUGCGUUCCGUAGCUCCCUGUACGAAGGCCUCGAGAAACCCGAAUCCAGAAGCUCCAUCCAUAACUUCAUGACUCACCCAGAGUUCAUCCUGGAGGAAGACGAGCCUCAGACACCAUUCCUUGACGGCACCGAAGACGAGCCCGAGCCUGACGGACUCCAAAAGCGAGGUGGGGGCAGCCUGGGGGGCUCCACGGCCCUCAACAGGAACAACAACGCCGUGGACAGCGAGUUCAGCUUCCCCGAGCCCGGAAGCCCCUUCCACAGCCUGGAGACCUCUGUUUGACCUUAGAACUUGGAAUUCCCCCUCCUCCUCCUCCUCCUCUUCCUCGUCCUCAUCCACCUGGGCCCUGUGUGAUCCCAGCACCAGUAACUGAUCACACUGCUGCGGUCAAACUGUUCAUGCCUGUAUCAUCAGCUGGGUUUUUUGGGGUUUUUUGGGGUGGGGUGGGGGUUUAAUGUGUUUUUUCUUUUUUUUUCAUUUUGUUCUUUUUUUUUUUUUACCGUUAUUUAGCAGUGGGAACCAGAGUACCACCACGCUGGGUGUUGGGAGAGGCUAAGCCAAAAAAAAACCAAACAAAAAAAACCCCAACCAAUUGUGCAUCUCCAUCCCUGAUUUUUCGUGGUACUCACCCAGGGGAAGCUGCCAGGUUCUUUCCUCUCCAAGAGUUGGGCUUUUCACUUGGAGUUUUCACUUUGGAAAAAUGCAUGUUCCAAGGAAAUUCAAGUUGUUGUAGUCUUACACUCCCUCAGCCCGAAGGCUGGGGGUGCACUUGUGACUUGAUUUUAUUUUAUUGUGGUUUUUUUUUUUCACAUGUGGUUUUUAGGGGUUUUUUCUUCUAAUGUUGGGGUUUGCUCUUUGCUUGUGGGAUUUGCCCCCCUACCCCGUGGGAAGUGGGGAGGGGAAGUCACUGCUCCAGUGCAAAAGUUGAGGAAUAAACUGAAAAAUCCCAGCCAGGAGAAGGUGUUUACUCCAAGGUUCAGAGAUCCAGGGAUGCCCACCAGUCUUCCACCUUUGAAAAAUGGUACCUGGGCUUCUUCCAGCUCCCCCUCUGUGUGUGCCCACACGUUUUUCUCUCUCUGUUUCCAAACUGGGAGAUGAGAAAUGAAGGGAUAAAUUCUGAUUUUCCUGCAAAGGUGGAGGUGAAACUGCCAGGGAAGAGGUGAGGAGAGACCCCAGGUUGUGAGGGAUGCAGCUUCUUCCUGAGGAAUUCUCUAGGAAUUCUCUUCUCCUCCUCUAGGAGAGGCCUCUCUGCUGCUCUUGGUCAGGGGGGAAACUCCUGGGGAGAGGAUUUUUGCAGCUCUCCCAGCUCCUGCCCUCCAGAGCCGAGGGAUUUUUGCCCUUUUUUCCGUGCCCUUGGGGUCCAGCACCCCUCAGCCUCACAGUGAUCUGGGAGGAGGCUCCAGCCAUGCCCAAAAGCUGUGGGAGGAUGAGUGGGGACCUCCUGAAUCCUGGGAGGGAUCACCCCAGCUGUCUCGUGGUGCAGUGGAAGGCAGGGAUGCCCUUGGAUGAUCCCAGAUUUUCCUGGAGGUUUGGUUUGGAUGGCUGCAGGUCUCCCAGAGGAGGAGCUGCUGGAGGCUUGGCCUCACUUGGCUGCUUUUUUUGGAGCCCUUGAGCCCUGCCUCACCUCCAGCCCUGGGAUAACCCAGUCAGAGUUCCUUUCUUUGGAGGUGGCUCUGGAUUGUCCCUCUGGCCAUCCCUGGAGCAGGAGGCAGGGCUUGGGCUUCUUCUCCUCCAUCCCCUCCCCUUGAGCCCUGCCUCACCUCCAGCCCUGGGAACAACCCAGUGAGAGUUCAUUUCCUUGCAGGUGGCUCUGGAUUGUCCCUCUGGCCAUCCCUGGAGUUGGAAGCAGGGCUUGGGCUUCUCCUCUUCCUGGGAGCCUCCCUGCUCUCCUCCAUCCCCUCUGGCUGAGGGGAACAGAGAAAAUGAGCUGGAAAUGAGGCCAUUCCCACCCCUGGAUGGGAAAACCCUGGGAUUCCAAGCCCUGAGGGGUUUUUUUGUGGUUUUUUUUUGGGGGGAAGGCUGACUCUGGCUGGGUUCUCCUCCCCUGCCCCACCAGGAACGCACAGUGGAAUCUCCCGUGCCUUGUCCGAGCACUGCCUGCAGCACCUCCUGCCACGCCAGGCCCAGAUCUUUGCCAAGAUUUAAGUGUUCCUUAAACCACAAACACAAACCAAGUGUCUCUGUGUCCUUCCCUGGGCUGGGAGGAGGAGGAGGGGAGGAUGAGCUCCUUUUUCCCGCUGAGGAAAGGCCUUUAUUCCAAAAAUCCCAAAUAUCCUGAAUAUCCCCAGUGUCCCACCCUGGUACUGGCGAGCUGGGCUUUGUUCACUGCCAACAGCAAGAAGAAAUUGCCACCACUGCCCGUCCCCAGUGCAAAUUCAGUGUCCACCCCAUGCCUGGCUCCUCCUUGCCUUCCUCCCCCAUAAAAAAAUAACCCAGGGGAGUGAGGGGAUCUUGGGUAAAACACCAGGAAAAAUAACACACACAAAAAAAAUCCCCAAACGAGGGGUGGUUGUGGGGUUUUGGUUCUGUGCUAAAGGUGACGUUGCUUAAAAAAAAAAACCAAAAAAAAAUCACUUUUUC